CAGUAUACGGUUGACAUAUAUGCAUCUUUUGGGCCCACUAGAACAGACGAAAACAUAUAAAAAAUAGGAGAUAGACGGCAGAGAUGCUUUUUUCUUUAAUGGUUAGGACGAAGAUAAACUGAAACUAUCAUGGUCAGAGAAUCUAGCCGAAGAUCAGAUAUGGAGUUGUUUGCCUGCAAAUAGUUUUCAUUUAGAGUCAUGAGAGAAACCAUGGAUGAUGGGGAGGUAGAGCUUUCAGAUAAUGUUCAAUUGUUAAAUCCAGAUUCAUCUAUCAACUUUCAGGGUUCAGAAUCUGUUGAUUCAUUUCUUGAUGAUUUGUUGAAGAACACCCGAACAUGCACCCAUACACACACUUGCAACCCGCCCGGCCCUGAUACUGCUCAUACACACACAUGUUAUCACACUCACACCCAAGUUCUUGCAUCCGAAGAAGAUGGUCAUCCAAACCAUAAAGAGAAUACCAGCUCAAGACGGAGAAGACCUUCAGGGAACAGAGAAGCGGUUCGGAAGUAUAGGGAGAAAAAGAAGGCUCAUACAGCUUAUCUUGAAGAGGAAGUCAAGAAACUGCACCAAUUGAACCAGCAAUUGGUUAGAAAAUUACAGGGGCAAGCAAUUCUCGAAGCCGAGGUUUUUAGAUUGAGAAGUCUUUUGCUAGAUCUAAGAGGGAAGAUUGACAAUGAGUUGGGGGUUUUCCCCUACCAAAAGCAGUGUUACACUAAUACUAUGUUCAAAGAAGGUGAUUGUGGGUUGCAGCCUGCUGGUGGAGCAAUUGACCUACAGUGUCAGACUAAUUUACCAUGCUCGCAUCCUCAUUCUGAGUCAUCAUCGCAGGCCGGAAUUGGUGGAAGCGGGAAACGGAUGACGUCAUGGGAAGAAAACUGUCAGACUGCAAUUAUAGAUUGUCGAGCUAGCACAAGUGAGAUGGUGAAUGCUGAAGGACAAACACUGGAGACAGUGGAAACCUUUGUGUCAUCUGCUUCACAAGCCGAAUAAGUAGCAGGGCAGAUAUCAUUUGUAAGUUUCAUGCGUCUUUUGAUCUUCCUUUUGUAACGAUUUGCGUAAAUCCAUUGUAGGUGGAGACUGGAGAGUAGUACAUAUUCUAUAAAGUUAUAUACUUGAAGACGGAGCUUUUUAGAUUUGGCAUCUCCGAACACUUUGUAUUAGGCAAUGUAAAUAAAACUUCUUCCUGUUAGUUGUUGUUUCUUGA
Molecule: messenger RNA, 1207 nt
Organism: Corylus avellana
Lineage: Eukaryota; Viridiplantae; Streptophyta; Magnoliopsida; Fagales; Betulaceae
Product: basic leucine zipper 23
Biological process (GO): regulation of transcription by RNA polymerase II; DNA-templated transcription
Molecular function (GO): DNA-binding transcription factor activity, RNA polymerase II-specific; RNA polymerase II cis-regulatory region sequence-specific DNA binding
Source: RefSeq, a predicted model, not a curated record